Nylanderia fulva is the source of this 2330-nucleotide messenger RNA. RefSeq lists its product as uncharacterized. NCBI's taxonomy places the organism in Eukaryota, Metazoa, Arthropoda, Insecta, Hymenoptera, Formicidae. The record is from RefSeq and is a predicted model, not a curated record. Gene Ontology annotation, cellular component: nucleus.
AUUUCUUCUCUAUAGUCAACGCAAACAUAACGUAACCUGAAAAGUUGUGCAUAUAUCAUUUUUUCUGCCUAAAUAAUCAUAGUUGGAUUAAAUUGAUUGAAGGCACAUUGAAUAUUCAGAAAAAAUGUGUCAAUUCUAAGGAAUCACAACAAUCUUAUUAUAAUUAAAAUAAUAUUUUAAUUCCAUUAAUUAUGAGGAUGUUGCAAUGUGUUCUUUUGUGGCUUAUAGAAUUUGUAUAAAACAUUUUAAAUUGUACGAAGAACAGAUAUCUUUGUAUUAGACAAAUCUUGGCAUAAAAACUUAUGCUAGGGCUUUGUUAUAAGGAGUACUUAUUGACAGUAUAAAAUUUGUGUAAGACAUUUUAAAUUGUACAAAGAAGAACACAGAUAUUUUUGUAUUGUGUCAAUCUUUACAUAAAACUUGUACUAGGGCUCUCUUAUAAGGAGUACUUAUUGACAGCAAUUAAAGAAACAACAGUCCAAUCAUGAAUAUGACAAAGAAAAUCAAUGUCAACUUUUCAUCCUUGGUUGGUUUGAAAGCAGAGCUGUUGAGAAAACAAGCUGAAGUAAAUGAAGCAAAGUUAAAAGCAGAAGCCUCUGUUAAUGCACUACCACAGCUGAACAAGAAGAGGAACAAGAAAGUUGUUGCAGAAGAUACGGAGAAAACCCUAAAAAACUCUAAAAAAACAGUAGAUGCAGAGGACAUUAUCGCUCACAAAAAGUCAAAAUUAAUGCUGGAAGCUAAAGCAAGAUUGUACGAGAGGUUGAAGAAAUCAAAGAAUAAUAAUGACAAAUUUCUUGUCGAUUUCAAGAAUAAAGUGGACGAAGAACCUAACGAAGAACCCGACGAAGAAUUUGUCGAUGAAGCUAUUAAUGAACAACAUCCUAUAGAGCCAGAAGAAAAUUGGAUCGAGUAUCAAGAUUGUUUUGGUCGCACUAGAAAAUGUCUGCGAGAAGAUUUGCCGCAUAUGCAAAAGAAGGAUGAUUUAAUAAAACAUGAAAUAAUGAAGAGGAGCACCGGUGAAGACAGAGAGGAAGAAAACAUGGAACAAUAUCCUAUUCAAGAAAAAGAACCCGAGAUAGAAAUUAUGAGAAGAAAAUGGGAGGAACAAACGCAGAAACUUGCAGAUAAAGUCGAUAUACAUUAUCAGGAUAUAUUAUUUGACGAAGCACGAACACAUGGUGUCGGUUACUAUGCAUUUUCUCAAGACGAAGAAGAGAGAAUAAAGCAACAAGAAAAUCUAGCAAACCUGAGGAAGGAAACAGAGAGGAGACAGAAAGAAAUGAAAGAGAUUAAGGAAUUGAAAGACAGAAUGGAACAAAACCGAUUAAAGGCAGCAAGAAUUAGACAGCGAAUCAGAGCGGGUUUGCCAGCAGAGCCAACAGAGGAGGAACUAGCAUUGGAAAACAAAUUAAUUAAUUCUACUGACAAUAAAAUUGCCAAAAAUAAUGAUAAAUCUAUCGAAAACGAUAACAAAAAAUCGAGCGAGGAAACUGAUGAUAAAUCUGCAAAUAUCGCAGAAAUUGACAUAACUCAUCAGAAAGAAAAGGAUAAUGAUGAAGAUAAAAUAAGAGCUUUUGGAGAACUAUUGGGCAAAAAGAAUCAUUGGCAUGUAAUGUCACAAGAGGAAUGGGUACAUAAAUGUAGAAGCCAAAGAAUUAAUGAAUUUGGCCCAGUUUAUGAUAAUUUUCAAAGUGCUGGAUUUUACAACAGUUCGAAAAAUAUUGAUGAGCAAUCAGCUAAUGAUAAACAGCUUGAUAACACAGAAAUUAGCAAAUUCCAAGAACCCGUUAAAAAAUCUAAUAUGAAUUUGCAGAAUUAUGAAGAUAAUAAUGAACCCAGCAACGAAACAGUCUCUGUUGUAAAAAAUAUUGAUGACCAUAAUAAUAAAAACAAUUCAGUAGAAUAUAGUAAUCUAACAAGUGAGAGUAACACUACAUAUGAAUUGCCUAAAAAUGCAACAGAAUUAGCAUCAAAUCCUGCUACAAGUUUAUCUAAUUCAUUAUUAUCUCAAGGACAAGCAACUGUUUCAUAUCCAUUAUCACAUCUAUCUAAUAAUUAUUCACAAAAUAUAUAUGGUUAUCUUGGAGCAUCCAAGCAGCAUAAAUUGCCAGAUGAUAUGAAUAUUCCUCUUCCUGGUGAAAAUACUUCAUCAAUUUCUGAUGACAAAUCCACUUACACAAGUAGAGAAGAAACAGUAUCACAUAAUAUAAAUGAGGAUCACAUAAUGGCUGGUCUCAAAUAUUUAAGAGAAAAGUUUGAGGAAAAUAAAAAGUAAGACAUAGUAAAAAUUUGUAUUAUAUCUAUUUAAUACAUGUACAUAUCUUUAU